Cannabis sativa is the source of this 3933-nucleotide messenger RNA. RefSeq lists its product as uncharacterized. NCBI's taxonomy places the organism in Eukaryota, Viridiplantae, Streptophyta, Magnoliopsida, Rosales, Cannabaceae. The transcript has a single exon. The record is from RefSeq and is a predicted model, not a curated record. Gene Ontology annotation, molecular function: nucleic acid binding; RNA-DNA hybrid ribonuclease activity. Bases 1 to 3933 code for a protein of 1310 amino acids.
AUGAGAAUUAAGUUGGGCUUUGAGGGUGCUUACAGUGUUGAUGCUAAUGGUCACAAGGGUGGGCUUACACUUUUAUGGAGGUACAGUGAUGGAGUGCGGUUUCUGGGAUAUUCUCACAGCCAUAUCGACAUUGAAAUUUCUACUCCAAAUCUCCCUACUUGGCGUUUGACUGGUCUAUACGGGGAACCAAACCGUAGCUUGCGGUUCAAAACUUGGCAAUUAAUCACCUCCCUCCACGCUGAGUCUCAACUUCCAUGGUGCAUCAUAGGCGACAUAAACAACAUUGGUAAUCAAAGUGAAAAAAAAAGAGGCAGACUUUAUCCUUCUUCUUUGAUCACUGGUUUCCAAGAAGUGCUGUGCAAUUGUAACUUGACUGAUAUGGAACUUCAUGGCCAUCCGUACACAUGGGAACGUGGCAAAGGUACGAACAAUUGGGUAGAAAUUCGUCUCGACAAAGCUCUAGUUACUUCUCUCUGGCUCGAUAUCUUUCCCUCUGUUGUGCUAUCGAAUGGUGAUGUCUCUUCCUCAGAUCACACGCCCAUCUAUCUUGAACCUUCACCUGCUGCUCCUGCUGAUACGGUGUACCAGUUUCGUUUCGAGAAUGCCUGGACAAGAGAGCCUUUUUGUGCUCAAAUCGUCCAAGCCUGCUGGGACCAAAAUGCUUCUCUGCCUCUUCAUGAAAAAAUCUCCCUCUGCAGCAAGGAUCUCGUCGACUGCGGCAGAAACUUAACCUGUAAUUUUAAGAAAAGAAUCAGGCAAAGCAAAGCAAAACUUGCUUCUUUAAAAGGUAAUUCUGACCCUUCUUCCAUUGCUGAUUUUGGUUAUGAACAAAAUAAUUAUUUUGAGAUUCUAGCCCAACAAGAGCUUUAUUGGAAGCAAAGAUCAAAGCAAUUUUGGCUUCAUAGUGGGGAUAAAAACUCAAAUUUUUUUCAUGCUAUGGCUAGUAAUCGGAAACGCAGCAAUAAGAUUCAAUAUCUUAAAAAUAGCUCUGGUAUUUGGACUGCUUGGAACAAUGGCCUUGAAGAGGUAAUGGUUGAUUAUUUUACCAAUAUUUAUUCUGCUGGGAAUGUUGAUUGGAACCCAGUUGUGAAUGGUGUACAUUGCACGGUUACUACUGCCCAGAAUCUUGAGUUGUUGAAGCCGGUCACUAAUGAGGAAGUUCGGCUUGCUCUUUUCCAAAUGCAUCCCGACAAGGCCCCGGGACCUGACGGAAUGGGACCUGGGUUUUUUCAGAAACACUGGCAUAUUGUUGGGACAGAUUUGAUUAAUGCUACCUGUGAUUUCUUUGCUUCGGCCACUUUCCCAGACCACUUGAAUGAUACAAAUCUAGUGUUGGUCCCUAAAAAGAAGUCUCCAAGCUCUAUGAGUGAUCUCCGCCCUAUAGCUUUAUGCAAUGUCUCUUACAAGGUGAUUGCAAAAGUUCUAGCAAACCGUAUGAAGCUUAUCAUUGAUCAUAUUAUCUCUCCCACUCAGAGUGCGUUCAUUCCGAGUCGCUUGAUCUCAGACAAUAUCAUGAUUGCUUUUGAAAUAAUGCACUAUCUUAAGAGGAAAGUUCAUGGGAAGAAAGGUUACAUGGCUCUCAAGCUUGACAUGAGCAAAGCCUAUGAUCGUGUCGAAUGGGGUUACUUACAAGCUAUUAUGCUUCAAAUGGGCUUUGAUCACAGAUGGGUCACAUUGAUUAUGGCUUGCGUUACUAGUGUUCGGUAUUCUAUUUUUCAUGACGGUCAUGUCAUGGGACCAAUAACUCCAUCUCGUGGCAUUCGUCAAGGUGAUCCGCUCUCUACCUAUUUAUUUAUAAUCUGUGCUGAAGGCUUCUCAGCUCUUAUAUCUCGGUUUGAGAGGGAGCGUUUACUCCAAGGUUGUCGUGUUGCUCAAGGGGCGCCAAUGGUCUCACACAUGCUGUUUGCUGAUGACAGCUAUGUCUUUUGUCAAGCUCAUAAUGGUGCUGCUGGUAGUGUCUUGUCUCUGCUUCGACAAUUCGAAAAUGCAUCGGGUCAACAAAUUAAUUUGGCCAAAUCAUCACUUUUUUUCAGCCCCAAUGUUCAUGCUCAGCUUCGGGCCAGUAUCUGCUCCAUUCUUCAUAUUCCUGAGGCUCUUGAAAAUAGUUUUUACUUGGGACUCCCCAACAUUAUUGGGAGAAACAAGAAAGCUAUUCUUGGUUUCCUUAAGAACAAGGUUUUGAAUAGAAUCAAUAGCUGGACUGGGAAGUUGUUGUCAAAUGCGGGCAAGGAAAUUCUCUUAAAGACUGUGGUUCAAGCUCUCCCUACUUAUGCUAUGAGUGUCUUUCUCAUCCCACUUGGUACUUGCGACGAAAUUGAGAAGCUAAUGGCUCGUUUCUGGUGGAAAACAACUAGUAGUCAGGGCAAUGGAAUUAUUUGGAUGAAUUGGGACCGUCUUUCUCGACCAAAAGAUGAAGGUGGCUUAGGCUUUCGCCUUCUCCAUGAUUUUAACUUGGCUAUGCUAGCUAAACAAGGUUGGAGGUUGCUGUGCUAUCCGGACUCUCUUGUCUCCAGACUUUAUAAAGCUCGUUAUUUUCCCCAUGAUGACUACCUUUCUGCGGGGUUGGGUCGUAAUCCUAGUUUUGUUUGGCGGAGCAUCUGGAGUUCUAUGGAUCUUCUUCGCCAAGGGGUUAAAAGAACUAUCGGCACUGGCUCUUCUACUAGUAUCUUGCAUCACCCUUGGCUCCCUGACCCUGGUAAUCCUUACAUCACUUCUUCUCAUAUUGGUCUUAUUGGUCACACUGUUAGCUCACUAUUUUCUAUUGAUGAAAGAAGUUGGGAUAUCGACUUGGUUCGAGAUAUGUUUAAUGACAGGGAUGCUAAUCUAAUCUUAAGCAUCCCUCUAAGCUUCUCAGCUUCUUCUGACUUCUGGUCCUGGUCUAAUGAAAGCUCUGGUCAAUUCUCCGUCAAAAGUGCUUAUCGUAUCCUCCAAGCUUCUAAAGACCCCAGAACUGGUAGCAACAAUUCAGGUUUUUGGCAAAACCUUUGGCAACUUAAAAUCCCACCGAAGGUUCGUAAUUUCCUUUGGCGUGCUGCAUCUGGGAGUUUGCCGACCUGUGUAAAUCUUAGAAUCAAGCAUGUUGAUGUUCCACCUGUCUGCCCUGUCUGCCGAGCUGCUCCUGUAACAACCUCACAUAUCCUGCUUUCUUGCACUUUUGCCUCUUCUUGUUGGCACCAUAUGGGUCUACCAGCUGGGGUCUCUCUUGACCUCUCUUUUGCUAGUUGGCUGGAUAGUCUCUUUCAGUCUCUUGAUUCUGAUCGGGUCUGUUCGUUGGCUAUGAUUGCGUGGUCCUUAUGGAAAGCAAGAAACUCAAUUGUAUGGAAAGAUAAGGUUCUUACUGUUGCAAAUGUUCUAUCUUCAGCCCGCAUUGCUCUUGAUCACUGGCGUAAAGCUCAGGAUAACACCUCUCUAUCUCAUAUCUACUUUGGUAGUUCUAAUGAUGGAGCUGAGCUAUGGACUAAACCAAAAACAAAUACAAUCAAGGUUAAUGUUGAUGCUGCGAUCUUUGCUAGUGAAAACCAAUAUGGUUAUGGAAUGGUUGCCAGAAACGACUCAGGGUCUCUUAUUGAUGCUACAACUCACUGUUCUAAUGGUGCCUUCACUCCAGAGGUUGUUGAGAUCAUGGGUAUCAAAGAGGCUCUAAGUUGGAUCAAACGAAACGGUUGGCAACAUGUUGUUCUGGAAUCUGACAGUCUAGUCUCUAUUCAAGCUAUUCGUAGCUGCUUGCCUCUUUGUUCCAUUUUUGGAAAUCUAGCUCAAGACUGUCGUUCUCUUUUGCUUUCUAUGCCUUCAAUAAAAGUCUGUUUUGUCAAACGAUCAGCAAACCGUCUAGCACAUGUUGUAGCUAGAAUGUCACGGUAUUUAUCUGGUUGUAAUAUUUCUGUGUCUAAUGCUCCAGUUGCUAUUCUGAAUGUUUUGUACUCAGAAUGUUAA